GCGACAAUGCGGCAGCGCCACUGACUUCCCGAUGCUCUGGAGUCCGAGACUGACGCCGGCCUGGGAGCGGGAUGGAGCCGGAGCGGAGGCUGAGAGCGGCUCCCACGCGUGGCAGUCGGGGAUCCGGGUGCUGAGUCCCGCCGGCGUGCGGCGAUAGCACGUCUUCCCCUGGCGCGUCGGGGGCGCGAGCCAUGGGCUCCCAGGACGUGCUGAGCGAGACCACCCGGCUGGCCUCCUCCAGCGCCCUGCUGCAGAUAUUGUUUCGGGUGAUUACUUUUGGCUUAAAUGCAUUUACUCUCCGCUAUGUAUCAAAAGAAAUGAUUGGCCUUGUGAAUGUAAGGCUAACACUGCUUUAUUCUACAAUUGUUUUCUUAGCCAGAGAGGCAUUCCGUAGGGCUUGUUUGAGUGGCAGCACAAAGCGAAAUUGGACCAAAACUAUUAAUCUUUUGUGGCUAACAGUUCCUUUAGGGUUAUGUUGGUCACUGUUCCUGGGCUGGAUCUGGCUACAGUUACUUGAAGUUCCUAAUCCUAACUCAGUUCCCUACUAUAAGAUUGGAGUAGUUGCAUUUGGUCUUUCUGCAGUGGUUGAACUUCUAGGAGAGCCAUUCUGGGUUUUGGCACAAGCACAUUUGUUUAUAAGGCUUAAGGUAAUUGCUGAAAGUCUUUCAAUAAUCUCCAAAUGCAUUUUGACAGUUAUUUUAGUAGUGCUGUAUCCACAAUGGGGACUUUACAUUUUUUCUUUGGCCCAGCUUUUAUACACCAGUAUUCUGGUGCUGUGCUAUGUAAUAUAUUUCAUGAAGUUUUUGGGUUCUCCUGAAGCAACAAAGAAAUCUUUUCCAGUUUCUAGAAUUACAGAUCUGUUACCCAACUUGACUGAAGACCAGAUAGUGGUUGACUGGAAAGAGGCUAGGUUGACUUGGAGCUUCUUUAAACAAUCUUUCUUGAAACAGAUGCUGACAGAAGGUGAAAGAUAUGUGAUGACUUUUUUGAAUGUGCUAAAUUUUGGAGACCAGGGUGUGUAUGACAUAGUGAAUAACCUUGGUUCUCUGGUGGCUAGAUUUAUCUUUUUGCCAAUAGAGGAGAGUUUUUACAUUUUCUUUGCUAAGGUGCUGGAAAGAGGGACAGAUGUAAAGCUACAGAAACAAGAUGAUAUUGCAAUGGCUGCAGCAGUGUUGGAGUCACUGUUAAAACUCGUGCUUCUGGUUGGCCUGAGCAUUACAGUUUUUGGCUAUGCCUAUUCUCAACUGGCUCUGGAUAUUUAUGGAGGUUCAAUGCUCAGUUCGGGAUCAGGUCCCAGUCUCCUGCGCUGCUAUUCUUUAUAUGUCCUGCUUCUUGCUGUCAAUGGAGUAACAGAAUGUUUUACAUUUGCUUCUAUGUGCAAAGAGGAGGUAGACAGGUUCAAUUUUGUUAUGCUGGCCUUGUCCUUCACAUUCUUGUGCGUCUCUUAUUUCUUGACUCAGUGGCAAGGCAGUGUAGGCUUUAUCCUUGCAAACUGCUUCAAUAUGAGUAUUCGAAUAGCACACAGCAUUCGCUACAUCUACAAUUACUUCAAAGAGAGUUCUUACAGACCUUUGAAAGGGCUGCUACUCUCGCCAUCACUAAUUUUUGUUUAUAUUAUAAGUGGAGUAGUCACUGUUUUUUCAGAGGUAUUCUUGUGCUGUGAUAAAGGCUGGCUGGCAAAGCUGAUUCACGUCACUGUGGGAGCUCUGUGCUUCGCAGCAACACUUAUCACUGUAUUCUUCACAGAGACCAAGCUGAUUAACUUUGUUAGAACGCAGUUCCUGUCACGAUAUACCAAGAAAAACUUAAAAUGAUCAUGUACGGAAUAAUUAUGUAUGUAUGUAUAUGUUUGCUACGAAGGUAUAUUUUAUAUAUAAAAUAUGCAUAGGAUAAGUUUUAAU
Molecule: messenger RNA, 1901 nt
Organism: Gopherus flavomarginatus (Mexican gopher tortoise)
Lineage: Eukaryota; Metazoa; Chordata; Testudines; Testudinidae
Gene: RFT1
Product: RFT1 homolog
Exons: 13
Coding region: 192-1814 (540 amino acids)
Biological process (GO): glycolipid translocation; dolichol-linked oligosaccharide biosynthetic process
Cellular component (GO): endoplasmic reticulum membrane
Source: RefSeq, a predicted model, not a curated record